UAGAACAAUCGAAAUAUAGGGAAAAUCGCCGGAACAGCUGACAUUGUUUGGAUUACGAGAUUGUAAAUAAGAAUAUUGAAAUUAUUUUCCACACUUAAAACCAUUUGAAAUGGCGUAUUUAUUAAGACAAGUUGUUAGGACGUCUGUUCAGAGAAAUUUGUUACAAAUGCGGCACGCAACAUCCUCAUCAACUGAGGCCGCUAAUUCUGAACUGAACAUCCAGGUGAGCGAGAGUUGCCUCAAACGACUCCGCGAGAUCUGCACUGAUGGAUCCUUUUUGCGGGUGACUGUUGAGGGAGGUGGUUGUUCCGGAUUCCAGUACAAAUUUGAUUUGGACACCAAAUUGAACGAGGACGACCGCCAGUUUGGUGAGGAUAAGGCCAAAGUUGUGAUAGACACGAUUUCCCUGGAAUACUGUAGCGGUGCCACCGUUGACUACCACAGCGAACUAAUCCGUGCAGGAUUCCGCAUGGUGGCCAAUCCGCUAGCCGAGCAGGGAUGCUCCUGCGGCUCCUCUUUCUCAAUUAAAUUGUAAAUGUAUCUUGUUAAACGGUUUAAAUUUUAGCGAAUUAUUUAAUACACAUAGAAUGUUCAGUUAUAUACACGUCAACAAAA
Drosophila ananassae is the source of this 615-nucleotide messenger RNA. RefSeq names its product iron-sulfur cluster assembly 2 homolog, mitochondrial. The transcript has 2 exons. Gene Ontology annotation, cellular component: mitochondrion. Gene Ontology annotation, biological process: iron-sulfur cluster assembly. Lineage: Eukaryota; Metazoa; Arthropoda; Insecta; Diptera; Drosophilidae. The record is from RefSeq and is a predicted model, not a curated record. Gene Ontology annotation, molecular function: iron ion binding; 4 iron, 4 sulfur cluster binding; 2 iron, 2 sulfur cluster binding. Bases 110 to 535 code for a protein of 141 amino acids.